This is a messenger RNA of Haliotis rubra (blacklip abalone), 1840 nucleotides long. RefSeq names its product dopamine beta-hydroxylase-like. Gene Ontology annotation, molecular function: copper ion binding; dopamine beta-monooxygenase activity. Bases 75 to 1778 code for a protein of 567 amino acids. The record is from RefSeq and is a predicted model, not a curated record. Lineage: Eukaryota; Metazoa; Mollusca; Gastropoda; Lepetellida; Haliotidae. The transcript is spliced from 10 exons.
UUCCCAAGGUAUUUGUGGUAUAGCCACCCCAGAUCUCUCACUUCAACAUUCAACGUCACACACCGGGCCUCAACAUGACGCUUUUAAGUUGCGUCUGUAUCAUAGUGAUAGUGCAGGCGUGUGCUGGGUUCCGCUUCUACCAAGACAGGAUACCUAACGGUGACAGUGUGCCCCACCCAUGUAAAGCCAACUACAUAUGGAAAGGAGUCGGCCAUAUGAGAGCAAUGGGGGGAGGGAAGAGAAAUCUAUUCGGGAUCCACUUUGAACGUUAUAAACAGUGGACGGUAGAGCUGUGUAUGUUGGACUCGGACGGAGAUGGUUUGACCAAUGGCCAAGAGUUAGGUGAUCCAAAUUGCACGUGGACAGAAGGGUCAUUUCCAGCACAGACUAAAAAGCUAAGCCACCCUGGUAUUUGUGACCCCUGGGGAAGUGAGAAAUGUUCCACAGCAAACAGCAAGGUGGACUGUUCCACCGGUGAGUUCAUCUGUGACGGCAUUCACAGCCCUGACGUGUUCAAUAUCACUCUGAGAUUCCCGCCAACCAAAGUCCCAGCAGACGAAAGUAGCUUGCUAUGCAUGACGUUCGAGUUGGACAUGUUGGACCCGGAAAAGGAGUAUCAUCUUAUUGCAACCAAGCCCUUCAUCGAUAACGACAAUGUGAUGCAUCAUUCCAUAUUGAACGGAUGUGGACCCUUUGCCGCACCAUUAACUGCGCCCCGCAUUUGCAACAUGGCGGGCGCCGGCUGCCAGAUCUACCUGGCUAUCUGGUCGCUAGGCAUCACGGGACAUUGUGUAUACAAGGAUGCAGGCUUUAAGAUUGGAGGACCAAACGGAGUAAAGAGACUGACGAUGCAGCAUCACUGGCGCAACCCAGAGGGUCGAUCGGACUACGUGGAUUCAUCGGGUAUGACGCUGUACCUGACCGAGAAGUUGAGGAAGGAGGAUGCUAGUUAUGUCCAUACGGGUCAGAUCCAUCUGAACAUUCCCCCGGGGCAGCAGAGACAUGUGACCACGUCCACGUGUUCCUCGGCGUGCACGAGGAAGAUCAUCAAGACGCCGGUGUACCUGAUGACGGGCUGGAACCACCUGCACUAUGCUGGUUAUGCUGCUAGAGUGGAGCAUUUCCGGAAUGGAACGAAAAUCGGCGACCUCACUCCUGAUGACGUGUACAAUUACGACAAUCCUCAUAUACAUGAAUAUAAGACGCCUUACGAAAUCUUGCCCGGAGACGUACUUGAGACUACGUGUGUUCACAAGACAACAUCAAGGGCGUCUACAACCUUGUUUGGAGAAUUUGCCUACGACGAAAUGUGUAUUGGGGUAUUCACAUUCUACCCAGCUAAGAGCAUCACCCAUGACUCCUGUUACACGUGGAAAGACUUGGAGCUGUGUUAUGUAGAGAACGGAGCUAUACACGGUUGUGAAUACCAUAUGAUCUUCAAUGCCACACACCCAACCAGGAAGUCACUCCUGGCAAAGGUGCUCAACAGCUGCAACUUCUACGGCGACUGCCGCAGAGAAUGUCCCGCAGCUAUUGCAGAGGUCCGACAGCAUCCAUGUUUUAACGAACAGGUUGGGCCGUACAUGAUGGACCUCCUGAGGGGGCUGCACCCAGACCUGGACAUGGUCAAGUUCCUUGCUGCCAUGCAGUCAUGCGACUGUCCAAAGACUCCCACAUACCCUCCCGUCCAUCCCACCGGAAGUGCGGAACGACUGGGUCCAGGCAUCAGUUUCACAACUUUCCUGGCUGUCGCGCUUCUCGGAAAAUUAACCUGUUGAAGCUACAGCAACCGGAUUACUUGGUAAUCCGUUUUUCUUAAAAUGAAAGAAAAGAGCGUUAA